AUGAAAUUUUUACCAAAAGCGCGUAGACUAUUUACUACAGAAACUUUCACCACGCAGUACAGCGAUAGAACAUACCCAGGCAAGAAGCUUCGUAUUCCGAUGCUGAUUAUGACACAAUUGGGCGAUAUCGGAGAAGAGUCAUUAAACUAUAGCCGCGCACUGCGGAAAGCUCGAGACAACAAUGCUUCCUAUGAGAAACCUACAUUUGAAUUAGAAAUACUGGAGACCGAAAGACUAAUUCAAGGAAUGCAAACAGUGGUAACGAACUCAGACGAUCACGACAUUUCUCUCUCAUUGAGGCUCCCUCGUGGGAUGCAACCGUCUCGCCCAGCAAACAGCAGUAGCAGCAGUAGCAACGGAGUCACGAUAAACUGUACAUACUAUAUCAACAUAGAUUUGUCUGGAUACUCGCAGCAGGAGCCUCAACCAUAUCAGGACGCGUACCCUCCGAGUCAAUUUGAUUACCCCGAGGAGCAGUACGGGCCAGUGGAGGGCGUUGGGCACGUGGAGCAAAGAGAGCAGCCCGAGCAGCAAUAUGGCGUUAUUUACGAUAGGGCUGAAGUUCCCAUGGAAGAUAAUCAGCUUGAUCAAUCUGCAAUGGGAGAAUAUCACGAGACCAACGAGUACAGCAAUUUCGAUAGCAACAACGUCAAUGAUAGCAACUUUGUAGCAGGAAUUACGCAACCAGUUAAAGGUUUUGAGCAAGUUGAGCAAGUGCAGCAGGUGCAGCAACCUGUACUGCACUGGCAAUCAACGCAACCAGCUCGCCAACCCAUUCGCAAUGUAUCAAAAGCUCCAGAUCCAACCGCUGAGCCGUACUGGGGAUCCAUAUCUCCACAACCGGAACCAGCCGCAGCUCCUGUAGCUUCAGCUAGGAGAUUACCAACACAAGAAGUCAACCAGCCACAUGAGCAGCAUCAUGAAGAAUUGAGCAAGUCGGAUCAAAUUCGCAAGAGAAGAGCUUCGAAUCAUUCUGAAGACGAAGAGCGCAGGGUGAGACAGGUUUUGGAUGGUGACAGUAUGGUAUUGGAUGAAGAGGAGCACAAACCUAGCGCAGAUCAACUGCAGCAGCGUGCUUUGGAGAUGUCUGAACACGCAAAGAGUGUUGCUGUUAAGAGGGAACAGUCGAACGCAGCUACGUUUGCUGCGUCAAGCAGGGCAAACACCGCCAAAACAGCUGGCACAUCAAGCAUUGCGAAGACAGUAAACACGGCCAGCACCUCAAAAAUAGCUGAUGAAAUACAGCAAAAGCAAGCCAAAGCUGCUCAGCAGCCUCCAGCAGCCUCUGACCAAACUUUACGUCCUCAGACACAUCAUACAGAUACAAAUGGAAACGAAAACGGUAGUGUUGAUGGAAACGUAAGCCCCAAGGCAAAUGAGAAAAAAGCAAAUAGCAAAACAAACAACAACACAAACACGGUCGCAAACAAUGCAGCUACCAACAACAAAGAUACGGCUAGCAAGACUACUGAGAAAGGAGUUGCUCCGAAAAACGCAGCUACUGACUCAGCGAAUACUACUGAAGAAGCUACUACUAACAUGACUAACACUACUGACACUACAAGCAGCACCACCAACAAUACAGACAAAAUAGCAAGUGACAUGGAUCUACAGACAAGAUAUAUGCCAGAAGCACGAAAGAGAAAAGCGCUCAAUAAACUACUACAAAAGCCAUCGUUUAUUGACUAUGCGCCGCUAUUCCGUAAGCGUCUAAGACCCGCGCAGGACUACUACCUCGAACAUCUCCUACAUAAAGGGAGGUUAUUUCCGGUAUUUGAUGAUCACAUAUACUGUGGACUAUGCGUUCCCGGCUGGCCAGCAUAUUUAGGAUUUGAAGACGAUUGUUUUGUUGUGUAUGGGAGGGUGAAUGGAGUGACGCAGGCUGUGUGGAUGAUACCGAUUACUGUGGUUAAGAGUAUAGCUACUUCAAGUUACACAAGUGAUCGCUCAGAGGAUACGGUGUUGGCGUUUCACUUGAAACUAAAUAGCAGUGUGGUGGAGUAUAUCAACGAAUGCGAUGGUAAGACACCACUCAGAAGUAGUCACGAUGCGCUUGCGUUGCGGAUAAAGAGCAAUAGAAAGUUCAACUUUCAAGCGUUUGACGACUUUAUAGACCAUGUAUUUGAUUGUGCUGAAAGAAACGGUGUUCCUGUAUACAAUACAAGUCACCGCCAAUUCGAAGCUGAACGGUCGUGGAAGGCCAAGAACCAAGUGAAGACUUUUACAUAG
Molecule: messenger RNA, 2229 nt
Organism: Wallemia ichthyophaga EXF-994
Lineage: Eukaryota; Fungi; Basidiomycota; Wallemiomycetes; Wallemiales; Wallemiaceae
Exons: 4
Coding region: 1-2229 (742 amino acids)
Source: RefSeq, a predicted model, not a curated record